CUGAUACCGGAGACGAGCAGCCAGACAAGCCUGGAAACGAGGCGUUCCUGGCCGCCCUGCUUGUCUGUGUGUCUGCCCAGAACAGCUCCGCGCUGCCGCCACGGAACAAAACACCGGGGGACCUCAGAGCGAGAGAGAGAGAGUCCUCCUGUGGACGCGUAAGGUUCCAUCACGGGAGUUCUUAUUUAUCUUAGGUUAUCGUAAACCUAAAAAAGCGGACUGUUUUUUUUCCUCCCCCCCUCCUCUUGGUCGCCAAACGAGACGGGACGCGCCGGAGAACUAAACUGGCUAGCUCUUCGGCUAACGUCGCUUAGCUUGAAAACUAGCCAUUUAAUUGAGCCGAGGGCUCGUGUUUAUAAUACCACAUUCCUGCCUGGAAUAUCUGGAAAAAGUGGACGCAUAGAUGUGAAAGCGGUGUUUAUCUAAACGGAGAAUUUCCCAUCUGGUAAUUUUUGCGAUAUUUCUCCUCUUUUUCCAAGUUAUUUUAUUUUAUUUUUUUUAUUUAUUUAUUUUUUUACUGCGCAUUGUUUUUCCCAAGUUUUCCAGCUCCAGACAGUCGCCCCGCGGCAGCUAGCAUGGUAGCUAGCAGAUAUGGACGCUGCUGGCUGGCCGCUUGCAGACGGCACAUCCGCCAAACAAGUUAGCUGCUCGGUUUAUCUGCAGGAGUAACUUUGCUUCCAUUCACAGUCAUUAAAUCGCGACAAGCGACCUCGCCACAACAGCGCCUCUCUUUGUUUUUCUUCCUCCCUUUCUCCACAUCCAUCCUCAAUGUGUCGGUUCGUGCUUCAGACAGCAGUUCAAGUUAUUGAACUGACUUGAGGAAAACUGAUCUGUUAUAAAACGAACAGGGGGAAACAGACUAAUAGAAGCCGAACAAGACUUGGAGGAGCUCCAAACAACGUGAUCAAAGCCGAUGAAUGUUGCCAUGGUUGUGGGCCGAGUCACGAUGAAAUCACUCAGUAAAUUUGGGUUUUGCCUGAUGAUCCUUCUGACUUCUGUGGCUGCCGCGGAGGGCGAAGAGAGGAAGUGUGCCUUUGCUGACCAGCAGCAGCAGUGGGAGGUGGAACGAGUCGCAGGGGGUGAAGGCAAGGUCUCUCCAGAGAACACCACCAUCCAGUGUGCCAAGGGAAGCCACUGUUUCGGCUUGUGGGAGAAAAGCCCACCGGGCGAAGUGCGACUGGUCAAGCAAGGUUGCUGGACUCACCUGGGUGACAACCAGGGAUGCCGUGACGACCGCUGUGUGGUAACCAACCUCCCCCCACAGAUGCAAAAUGGAACAUACCACUUCUGCUGCUGUGGUAGUGACAUGUGCAAUGUCAACUUCACAGAGGAGUUCCCAACACCCAGUCCCACCACUGCUCAGCCCAUUUACCCUCGCACAGUGCGCUACGAAGAAACAGUAAUUAUCGCCGUGGCAACAGUGUCAGUACUGGCCGUACUUGCUGUAGCGGCCUUCUUUGGUUACCGCAUGAUAAACGGUGAUGGUACACAAGGUCUUCACAACCUGAACAUGAUGGAGGCCGCUGGCUCUGAAAGUUCUCUGGACCUGGACAACCUCAAACUGCUGGAGCUGAUUGGGCGUGGCCGAUACGGUGCUGUGUUCUGUGGUUCACUGGAUGAGCGGCCAGUGGCCGUGAAAGUCUUCACUACGGCCAAUCGCCAGAACUUCCUCAACGAGUGCUCCAUCUACCGGCUGCCGCUACUUGAACAUGACAACAUCGCCCGAUUUGUAGCUGCAGACGAGCGAAUCGGCACAGAGGGGCGCACAGAGUACCUGCUGGUGAUGGACUAUUACCCACAUGGCUGUCUGAGUCGCUACCUGAGUGUUCAGACCAACGACUGGAUCAGCAGUUGCCGGCUCGCUCAUUCUGUCACUCGUGGCCUGGCGUAUCUGCACACUGAGCUCUACAAAGGAGACUUGUACAAGCCGGCAGUUUCCCACAGGGACCUGAACAGCCGGAAUAUUCUCGUCAAGGCUGACGGCACGUGUGUCAUCAUCGAUUUUGGCCUGUCUAUGAAGCUGACGGGAAACAGGCCAGCGCGUCACGGAGAGGAGGAAAAUGCUGCCAUAAGUGAGGUGGGUACAAUCCGCUAUAUGGCCCCAGAAGUGCUGGAGGGCGCAGUGAACCUGAGGGACUGUGAGUCAGCCCUGAAGCAGGUGGAUAUGUAUGCCCUGGGACUGGUCUACUGGGAGAUCUUCAUGCGAUGUACUGAUCUUUUCCCAGGAGAGUCUGUGCCAGAGUACCAGAUGGCGUUUCAGGCGGAAGCAGGAAACCAUCCGACAUUUGAGGACAUGCAGGUUCUGGUAUCGAGGGAGAAGCAACGGCCCAAAUUCCCAGAAGCUUGGAAGGAGAACAGUUUGGCGGUGCGUUCUUUAAAAGAGACGAUGGAGGACUGCUGGGACCAGGAUGCAGAGGCCCGGCUGACAGCCCAGUGUGCAGAUGAGCGAUUGGUAGAGCUGCUUCUGAUAUGGGACCGUUCCAAGUCUGUCAGUCCUACACUUAAUCCCAUGUCCACCACAUUGCACAAUGAAAGAAACCGCAUGACACCGAAAUCUGGCCCAUACACAGAUCAUCCCUCCACCUACAUCGAAGAGCACGAAGGUGUGGCCAAGAACUCUCAAGCCGAUACAACUAGCUCCAUGAGUGGCCGAACUACUACUGGGACUGGAGAAAGAAACCGGAAUUCUAUCAACCAGGAGCGCCAGCAGCAAGCGAAUGCCCGUCUGCCGAGUCCAGAGGGCAGUAGCACCAGUGGUGUUGGUAUUGGCAUCAGAGGAAGCCCUUCAGCCUCCACUACAACUACCACUAUUAUCUCUGAGUCUGAGGGUCCUGCAGGUGCCGCGACAGUGCCCGUUUGUCUUCACCUGACUCAGGAAGAUCUGGAAACCACUAAGCUUGAUCCUAAAGAGGUAGACAAGAACCUGAAGGAGAGCUCUGAUGAAAACCUGAUGGAGCACUCACAGAAGCAGUUUUGCUCACCAGACCCACUGAGUCCUGGCAGUUCAAGCCUACUUUACCCCCUCAUCAAGAUGGCCAGCGAGACAUCGGGCACAUCAGAAUCUGCCACCACCAUUCCCGCCACCAUCUUCCCCCUGCCAAAGCAACAGAACCUGCCUAAGAGGCCAUCCAGUUUGUCGCUACGCACCAAGCCCGCUAGGAAGGAAACAUCAUCCUCGUCGCUCAGGUUCAAGUUUGGACGCUCUGGAAAGUCUAACCUGCGGCAGGUGGAAGGAACAAAGAUGAACAUUGGUGCAGUAACAAGCACAAACACAGCUGGAGAGACUCACAGGGCCACAAGCACAAAUAACGUCCCUGUCCUACGAGACACACAAGUCAACGGUAGCGCUAAUGGUGCUGUUAACGGUCAUGUCAGCAGUGGUAUAUCAUCCAUGACAGUAGGUGGCCCUGCAGGUUUUGGAGGAUCCAGUGCCACUCAGAAUGGGUCUUUAGUGUUAAGGUCUGACGAUAGCCGUCUGAGUCUUGGCGUCAUAACAGCCAGCCCCGAUGAACAUGAGCCGCUUUUAAGCCGAGAGAGGGAGCAGCUCGAUCCGAGAGAAGCUUCUUCGAGCGUUGCCGCUCUCCGCUCAGCUCGACCCAACACAAAUAACAACAACAGCAACACUGGCCACUGUCAGGGGGAUGGAGAAAGUGAAGGAGAGAGUGAUGGUGGAGAAGAAGAGAGGACAGAAGAGGGAGGAAGCAGGGAAGCCACAGGAACCCCAGCUGAAAGUUCAGGGUCUGCUGCCAUUGAUCCCCAGCAAGAAGCACCUGUCACCAUGAGAGGGGAGGCGCUACUGAGGCAGCCCAGAGCUCGCAGGCCUGAGAGACCCAACUCUCUGGAUCUGUCCUUCACCACACAGGACCUGGCCUCACUUGGAGAGAAUAUGCAGCAAGACGGACCGGCGGGGACCGGAGACAAAAUCAAGAAGCGUGUAAAAACACCAUAUUCUCUGAAGAAGUGGCGGCCCACCACAUGGGUCAUCUCCACAGAUACCAGUGGCCCCGAGGUUAACAACAAUGGCUCCGCCCAUAAUCAAGGUCAUAGUCAGAACCGCCCCAAGUCCACUUCAGCCAUCUAUCUUCGGGGCGGAAACUUGUCCGGCGGCUCCAGCGACACACACGUGUGAAUCUGGACAAUUUGACAGGGCCGAACAAAAUCCAGAGAGCGUCUUUAUUAUUUAAUUUUUUUUUCAGCUCUCCACUCUGAUUAUGAACCAACUUCAGCAAGAGGAAGCUAGUGAGUGUCGCAAACGAACAGCGGAGUGUGACCCCUGUACAGUAAUCUGGUCCUUCUCACUCCCGUGUGUCUUUCUGAUGAUGGCAUUGCUUUAAACGGAAUCCAGCUAUGCAGCUUUCUCAUCUGCUUCUGUUCCCAUGUUUUAUUAUUAAUCUCCCUUUACUGGUUUACACGUCAUCCUCGUGAGCGUAGCUAUGUUUGGAACGGAUUUCUUUUUCUAUGUGCACUUUGAAGCGAUUAAAAUCAGUGUUUCAGAAGUCCUGUCUGUUGUGACCGUGACACAAACGUGGUCUCUAAACUUCAAACUGCAUUUUUUUUUUUAACAAUCUGCAUUGGUUUUUUUUGUUGUUUUCUUUGUACUUAGCUGUAUCAAGCAAGUCGUCUCUGCAAAAGAAACGAUGGUCUUAAAAGACAGAACAAACUUUUAUUUGUAUGCAAUAUGUGUUUUGUCCUUUUUUGAGUAUGUAUCCUUUUUUUGUAUCAUAAUUUUUAAUUGUGCAAUAGGAUGUAGCUUUUAGAUGCUUUCUAUGUUUUUAUUGCUUCCAUCAGUUUGGUUGUUUUAAAAUUGUUGUUUUUGUAUGUUGAUCCUUGUUGCACUUAUUAAUCAUCACAAUCAUUUUUUAUUAUUAUUAUUUUUACAAUCCACCGCACACCAUCACCCUGCCUUUGGCUAAAGAGGAGAAAAUAGAUGACAAUCCUCAUUAUCCGACUUCUCCAGAAUCCGUCUGUGGGGGGGCACAAACACAAACAGCUGAUCCCAGCUGACUGGAACUUCCACACUUGCACAAUUAAACCAGGAUCACUACAAUCACCAGAUGGUAGCGUCUGCUACGGUGGCCACCUCGCUCUCUGCACCACUCACCUGAGCUCACUGUGGACAGACUUUUUCUCUGCACGUGACGGAAAUGAAGCCCAGAUUUUGCUCUGCAAAACCAGACAUUCGUCAAAAAAAAUAAAUAAAUAAAUGAAUGAAUGAAUGAAUAACCAAACUCUUCUGAAGCACGCUGGACAUGAUUUCUGCUUCUUGUCUCAUCUCUUAAUGUGUGAGCGAAUGGAUCUGUGUGCAUGUUUGUUUGUUACCCAGAAUUCACUGGGGCCCCGCGCUAUACAGGCGUGCUGAAAUGUCAUCAUACUCAUUCUGUGUUUUCAGCACUGCUUCAGAGCUUAUGAAAAGAUCCCACUUAUGUUUUUUGUAAUCUGUAAUUUGUAUUGAGAAAAAAGAUGUGUGUAUUGCAUCAAUAACUGCGUAAUUUUUAUUCUGGAGUUCUGUUUUGUGUUCAGUGGACAUGGCCUUUGAAUACAUUGCUAUGCGUCUGCUCGAUACUGUUUCUGUAAACAUUUUCAAAGACGAUAUGGAAUUUAAAUGAAAAAAAAUAAAUGUGUAAAACUGCU
Thalassophryne amazonica is the source of this 5631-nucleotide messenger RNA. RefSeq names its product bone morphogenetic protein receptor type-2-like. Gene Ontology annotation, cellular component: signaling receptor complex; plasma membrane. Gene Ontology annotation, molecular function: transforming growth factor beta receptor activity; ATP binding. The transcript has 13 exons. The coding region runs from base 914 to 4129 and encodes 1071 amino acids. Gene Ontology annotation, biological process: cellular response to growth factor stimulus; protein phosphorylation; BMP signaling pathway. The record is from RefSeq and is a predicted model, not a curated record. NCBI's taxonomy places the organism in Eukaryota, Metazoa, Chordata, Actinopteri, Batrachoidiformes, Batrachoididae.